UUAGAACCCAACACUCCUGGAAAGUUUAUCGUAUGGUUUAGGAACGAAACAACUUUACUGGUUCUGUGGCAGCCUCCGUAUCCGGCAGCUAUAUAUACUCACUACAAAGUGUCUAUCGAUCCUCCCGAUGCCAACGAUUUUAUUUUAUACGUUGAAAAAGAGGGGGAACCACCAGGACCAGCACAGGCAGCUUUCAAAGGCUUGGUUCCAGGUCGAGCUUACAAUAUAUCAGUUCAAACAAUGUCCGAAGAUGAAAUUUCAACACCCACCACUGCUCAAUACAGAACCGUACCUUUAAAACCUGGAAAAAUUACUUUUGACAAAGACAAAAUAACAACGAAUUCGUUUGUUGUGCAUUGGGAGCCACCUAGUGGUAAAAGCGAAUUUGAUAAAUACCAUAUAUCACUCGGAACCAUUCGAAAAUUACCGCCAUACCAUAGACUUCGAGAUGAACCGACAUUUUGGGAAUUUAAGGAUAACUUAGAGCCAGGGAAAACGUAUUCUGUGGUAGUUAAAACUGUGUCUGGAAAGGUCACUUCCUGGCCUGUAACUGCAGACGUUACUUUAGAACCAUUACCUGUGGGUCAGCUACAGUCCAUGUUAGACGAUAAAACUGGAACAAUAAGUAUAUCGUGGAAACCAAAUCCAGAAAGCACCCAAGAUAGUUUCUUGGUUUCCUAUCAUGAAGUUGAAAGCACAAUAGGUGAUAGCAAUACAGUUAUGACAAACCAGACAAAAAUAGAACUAGAGGCCCUCUUCCCUGGAAGAAAUUAUUCUGUAGCCGUUCAAGCCGUGUCGAAGGAAAUGAAAUCGAAAGAAGAAUCCAUAUAUGUCGUUACUAGACCCAGUGCUCCUAUAAUUGAAGAUUUGAAACCUAUGGUGGAUGGUCUAAAUAUUAGUUGGAAAUCAGAUGUCAAUUCCAAACAGGAUAAAUACGAAAUCGUUUGGAUCAGAAACGACACCAACGAUAGAGACUACAUGACCAUUUAUAACAACAAAAUAAUACUUAGUAAUUUGUAUCCUGGAGCUGGUUAUUUAGUCAAGAUUUACGCCAUAUCCCACGAACUAAAGAGCGAGCCUCAUGAGUAUUUCCAACCAGUGUUUCCUAAACCACCUAGAAAUAUGACCAUAGAAAAAACGACGACAAACUCGGUUAUUGUUCAGUGGCAAGCACCGUUGGAUUCUCUUAUUACUGAGUAUUCUAUCAGAUAUAAAACAGGCAGUGAUAACCAGUGGGUUAGAUUACCAGCUGUUCAAAAUACUGAAGCAGAAGUAACGGACAUGACUCCGGGAGAGAGGUACACCAUUCAAGUUAACACUGUCAGCUAUGGCUUAGAAAGUAACGAACCGCAGCAAUUAAAUCACACAGUAAGACCAAAUCCAGUGUCAAAUAUUGCUCCACUAGUCGACUCCAAUAAUGUUACGUUAGAAUGGCCUCGCCCCGAAGGAAGAGUAGAAACUUACAUUGUGAGAUGGUGGGAAGCUACUACACCUUCUCAGGUUAACAAGAGCACAGUGAGUCAAAAUCAAAAUGGUACAGGACUUGUUAGAUUACUGGUUGGAGAUUUGAUGCCAGGGGAAGAGUAUGUUUUUGACAUACAGGCAAUAUCCAAUGAUCUGGAAAGCGAUGUUACCGUUUUAAGGACGAGAACUAUGCCUCUCAUACAAUCCGAAGUCGUGGUAGUGAACAAUCACCAGUCUACGGAUUCUAUAAGUUUAAGAUAUACUCCCACGCCACAAACUUCUUCAAAAUUCGACUUAUACAGGUUUUCUUUAUCUGAGACUAAUAUUCCCGAUCAGGAAAAAGCAGCCAAUGAUUCAGAGAGAUUAGUAACGUUUACUGGUUUAAUCCCAGGCAGGUAA
Messenger RNA from Sitophilus oryzae (rice weevil), 1863 nucleotides. RefSeq names its product tyrosine-protein phosphatase 10D-like. Lineage: Eukaryota; Metazoa; Arthropoda; Insecta; Coleoptera; Curculionidae. The annotation marks the transcript as partial. The transcript has 11 exons. The record is from RefSeq and is a predicted model, not a curated record. Gene Ontology annotation, molecular function: protein binding.